Artibeus jamaicensis (Jamaican fruit-eating bat) is the source of this 291-nucleotide messenger RNA. Its product is annotated as speriolin-like. The transcript has a single exon. NCBI's taxonomy places the organism in Eukaryota, Metazoa, Chordata, Mammalia, Chiroptera, Phyllostomidae. The record is from RefSeq and is a predicted model, not a curated record. The coding region runs from base 1 to 291 and encodes 96 amino acids.
AUGUCCCUCCUCAGCAGCUACGAGGGUCUGCGGCAUGAGAUCCAGAGGCUGGCACAGGAGAACGAGGAGCUGCGGCGACUCGUGCAGCUGAUCCAGGAGAACCAGGAGCUGAAGCUGGUGCUCAGGAACCGGGGCAGCACCCUGGGCUUCUGCAGCUCUGGGCUCCUGGCUGAGGUGGCCUCCAGCCCCCGCCUGCCCCGGCGCAAAACCAUCAAGUUCAAGGAUGCUGAAAAGGGUGAGCAGGGGCUGCAGGGGCUCUACUCCGGGGCCUGCUUUGUGCCAAUACAUUGA